This is a messenger RNA of Racocetra fulgida, 1172 nucleotides long. The record is from the annotation of a GenBank genome assembly. NCBI's taxonomy places the organism in Eukaryota, Fungi, Glomeromycota, Glomeromycetes, Diversisporales, Gigasporaceae.
AGAAUGCGAUAAAAGAAAAUACAAUUAUUUCGUCUUCUAAAGAGAAGACAAUAAAAGAAAAUACAAUUAUUUCGUCUUCUAAAGAGAAUGCGAUAAAAGAUAAUACAAUUAUUUCGUCUUCUAAAGAGAAUGCGAUAAAAGAAAAUACAAUUAUUUCGUCUUCUAAAGAGAAGACAAUAAAAGAAAAUACAAUUAUUUCGUCUUCUAAAGAGAAUGCGAUAAAAGAAAAUACAAUUAUUUCGUCUUCUAAAGAGAAUACAAUAAAAGAUAAUACAAUUAAUUCGUCUCCCGAAACACCACUAACAGAGGAUGAGAAAAUUAACAUAAAGUACUGCCAAGAAAAAACAUGUAAAUUCCUGUUUCCAUAUUAUCACCCAGAACAGGAGACCCGUGCCAACAUUCACGCUCGCCUUUACACACAAUUAGCGCGAACUUUAAAUCGUACAUUAGUCAUAUCAAACGUUGGAAAUUCAAAAAUUAGAGCAUGUAGUCGAUAUCCAUUCGACUUCUAUUAUGAUUUGAAAGCAUUUCAAAAAGAUUAUCCGGACAUUCGAUUUUUAACUCAAGAUAAAUUUUUGGAAUGGACAAAAGAAAGAAAAAUUCGACCAAUUACGCAACAUUCACAGGUAAUUCAAGAUAAUUUUAAUAAAUCUUUUAAGUCUCAAAAAAAAAAGGCUAUGGGAAUAAAGGAAAGUGCUAAACUUGGAAACAAACGAAGAAAAACUUAUUGCACAGAUUUAUUUAAUCUAAAUAUCACGAAUUAUAAACAAAUUCACACGGGAAUUGGUGAAUUUGAUCGAGAAGCAAUGUUGAAACUUGCCACAAACACUUUAAAAACUCCAUCGAUAACAGGAGAAUAUGAAGUAAUAAUGAUAUUGAAUACAUCACCUGCAGAAAUAUUUCCAAAUGUUACCAAAGUAAUUCCAUAUUCACCAUAUAUUCUUGAAGAAUCAAAAAAAAUCAUAAAAAAAUUAAAGUCUCAUAUAGCUGUUCAUUGGAGAAUGGAGCAAGCUAUUGAAAUACUUGGACUAAAUGGUAGUAUUGCAAAUAGUUCCGAUCACAUAAAAAUCGAUACGUGGAUUUCAAUGGACGCUUUCUCACAAAUUAGGGACGACCCAAAAUACGAAUCAGAAUUUAAUGGUGCUGGUAUACACGGAAUACUUGAUAAAUUA